GUCGCUUAGCAUUAUUGAUUACAUAUCGCGAGUCAUCUUUGGUUGAAAGCACUUGAUAAACGUGUUGGAACUUGCGACGACUUCAAAUUGAAGAAGUAGGACUUUUUCAACUGCAGAUAUAGGAGAUUUUGCUUCAAACGAGACUUGGAGUGUCAAAAUGCUCGCCAGAUUUUGUUUCAUUCUGUGUGCUUUGUUUUUCGUGGUGGAGUCAGCAUUCACACGUACACCAGCGAGUCCACCAUUACUCUAUAAGUACAAGUCGAACGUGGUAGCAUUACUCGGCCAAUCACGGGUCAAGCUUCGUUGCCGCGUGUCUAAUGGCAUGGGAGCACAAUAUUGGUGGACAAGGAAUGGCAAGAAAAUACGGAGAUCGAGGAAAUAUUUUGUCACUUAUUUCCAUAAUUUGAGGAUAAAAAACGUGGGAGCUUCUGACGCCGGAGAGUACGUUUGUCGGGCAAAAAAUGAUGUCGGAGAAAGUCACCAAACGAUCACCCUCAUUGUUAAAGAUCCAGCCAAAGAAAAUACUACUGAAGAAAGAAAACCGUUUUUCACGCAUCUGGAAGAGAUGACGAAAAAGAUGAUAAUAAUCCCGGCUGGUAACAAAUUCAAAAUCACAUGUUCGGCUUCCGGUAGACCAUCGCCAACAAUCGCCUGGUACAAAAAUGGUAAACAGCUUAAACUAAUGCCCGAUGGUUCAACGGCGAUAAAACCGAGUGAUUUUAUCUUAAACUUCGAUUCACUGAGACCAAAAGACGAUGGAAAAUACACGUGCUUCGUUUCAAACAAACUUGGAAAUGUUAGCGCGUCAUUUGACCUGACAGUCAAAGCAUCCCCGCCACCAUCCUUCCAGAGUGACGUGUCAAACGCGACCGUUGUGCUCGGCGAAUCAGAAGUCAGGCUUCCCUGUCGCGUGAUCGCUGACGUAAAUACAGAAUAUUGGUGGACAAAAGGCGGGAAACGGAUAACGAAACGAAAGAGAUAUCGAAUCAAGAAAUUCCGUUAUUUGAGGAUAAAAAAUGUGGAGAAUUCCGACGCCGGAGAGUACGUUUGUCGGGCGAAAAAUAAUGGUGGAGAAAUUCAGCAAACGAUUACUUUAAUUGUUGAAGAUCCAGUCGGAAAUUCUCCUGAAGAUCGAAAACCGUUUUUCACGCAUCCAAAGAAGAUGACGAAAAAGAUGAUAAUAAUCCCGGCUGGCAACAAAUUCAAAAUCACAUGUUUGGCUUCCGGCAGACCAUCGCCAAGAAUCGCCUGGUACAAAAAUGGUAAACAGCUUAAACGAAUGCCUGAUGGUUUAACGCGGAUAAAACCGAGUGAUUUUGUCUUAAACUUCGAAUCGCUGAGACCAAAACACGAUGGAAAAUACACGUGUAUCGUUUCAAACAAACUUGGAAAUGUUAGCGCGUCAUUUGACCUGAUAGUCAAAGAAAUAAUACUCACAAAACCAGUGUUGCAAAAAAUGGAAAAUAUAACCGCAUACGAAGGAGACAAUGUGACAUUCAUUUGUAGAGGAUACAGCGACGCUUUGCCUCAUUUUCAAUGGAUAGUGAAGAAUCCAAAAAAGAACAACUCGAUUGAAGUUUUACCUUCCGGACUGGAGCGAGACGACUACAUUUGCGAUAACAAAAGACCGCCAUGGCACUGCGCGAAACUGCUACUUUUGAACGUGUCGCGUGAGGAUGAAAGACAGUAUUAUUGUAUGGCAGGGGAUGCUAGGGGAUGGAGCAAGGAGACAGUUUGGUUGAAAGUGCUGCCAAGGCGAUUUACUCCAGAAGUUUUCCCACUAGAAAUAAUACUCACAAAACCAGUGUUGCAAAAAAUGGAAAAUAUAACUGCGUACGAAGGAGACAAUGUGACGCUCACUUGUAGAGGAUUCAGCGACGCUUUGCCUCAUUUUCAAUGGAUAGUGAAGAAUCCAAAAAAGAACAACUCGAUUGAAGUUUUACCUUCCGGACUGGAGCGAGACGACUACAUUUGCGAAGACGAAAGAUCGCGAUGGCACUGCGCGAAACUGCUACUUUCGAACGUGUCGCGUGAGGAUGAAAGGCAAUAUUAUUGUAUAGCAGGGGAUGUUAGGGGAUGGAGCAAGGAGACUGUUUGGUUGAAAGUGCUGCCCAGGCGAUUUACUCCAGAAGAAAUCGAAGCGGGUAAGCCAAAAUUUGCACCCGACUCGUACGUGGCCGACAUUGGUGGCACGGUGCGUUUGAAGUGCGCUUUCACAGACUGGCGCGUUGAAUGGACAAUGACCUGGCAAAAAUAUGGCGAAAUUUUGCAACUUCCGACAAAUGGGCGCAUCCAAUCUGUCGUCGGAAAAUCGUCUUUUCUGGUUAUUGAGCAUGCGCAGAAAAAUGACACUGGUAUUUACGAAUGUGUUGCGUCAAACGAAUUUGGCACGGUCAAACGAGAACUCGAGUUAACUGUCCAAGGUUAAAAUUCUCGAAAGCAUUUUGUCUGAGUGAAUGGUGAGGAAUUUAUUUGGGUACGUUUUUCAUUCAAUUUAUUAUCUUAAUGAUUUUGUUGGUGAAUAUUGUCACUUUACGGAUGUCGCAACGUACUGUUGUUUAAAACUUUUUAUGAAAAGGUGAUUUGAUAAUUAUAUUUGUAGUUCUUUAUGUAAUCGAAAUAUAUAAUU
Dendronephthya gigantea is the source of this 2629-nucleotide messenger RNA. Its product is annotated as fibroblast growth factor receptor 4-like. The coding region runs from base 158 to 2428 and encodes 756 amino acids. Lineage: Eukaryota; Metazoa; Cnidaria; Anthozoa; Malacalcyonacea; Nephtheidae. Gene Ontology annotation, biological process: homophilic cell-cell adhesion. Gene Ontology annotation, cellular component: plasma membrane. The record is from RefSeq and is a predicted model, not a curated record. The transcript is spliced from 12 exons.